AUGGUGGGAACUACUCAAUAUCGAGAUGCUAUUACUCAUUUUGCUCAAGGGCCUGACGAGCCUUUUCAUGUGGCUUGGGAAAGAUUUAGAGACCUCCUUCGAAAGUGUCCUCAUCAUGACAUGCCAAAAUGGCAGCUUGUCAACUUCUUUCAUAAGGGGCUCAAUGAGGCACAAAGUCCAACUCACCAUGUGUCCAUUUGUCCAAGUGCAGCUCUGCAUUCAGGAAUUUCACAAGAGCAAGUUAAUGCUGCCUAUGGAACGCCCGGAGGGAAUAAUAUGUAUUCAAACACUUACAAUCCGGCUUGGAGAAAUCAUCCAAACUUCUCUUGGAGAAAUCUAGCCACAGGGACAUCAGCUCCUCCACCUCAAGUACCUCAAGUGCAAGGCAAUUUUCAAUCUCCAUUUCAGACUUCAAAUCCUCAAGGAUUCACUCCUAUGAAUGCCUUCAGUCAACCUCAAAAAUUCUUAUCAAUGCUCGAGGCAAUGAUGGCAAAGCAAAGAGAGAAUGGCAAGCUUCCUAGUCAACCAGUAGCUAAUCCAAGAGGUGUGCGUAUAAUUGAUGACAUUACUGGCCAAGAAGUCCGCCAUGAACAAGUGCAAGCAAUUACUACUUUAAGAAGUGGUAAGAGAGUUGAAAACAAGGUGGAAGAAGAUGAAGCAAAGAAGGAUGAAAAAUGGAAGAAAAUACUUGAAGAGAAUAAGGAGCAUAAUGAAAAAGCACAAGAAGAACCUCCAACUACUGAGCCAUCUCCAGAACAAAGGCAUGCACUUGUGCCAUUCCCUCAAAGACUACAAGAAACAUCAAAGGCAACGAAGCAAGCAAGCAAACUUCAGGACAUAAUGGAGAUGUUCAAACAGGUGAAGAUUAAUCUCCCAUUGCUUGAUGCAAUUCAGCAAAUUCCAGUUUACGCCAAAUUUUUGAAAGAUAUGUGUACUCAGAAGAGGCGUUCAAGUGGCCAUGUUCCUAAAAAGGUGCUAUUAGCUGAACAAGUCAGUUCCAUAAUCCAACAAUGCACUGCUCCAAAAUUCAAAGAUCCAGACGCUCCAACAAUUUCAUGCAUAAUAGGGAAUCAUCAAGUAGAGCGAGCUCUCCUAGAUUUGCGUGCAAGUGUAAACCUUCUUCCUUAUUCAGUUUACUUGCAACUCGGAUUAGGAGAAUUGAAACCAACCUCAAUUAUUCUCCAAUUGGCUGAUAGGUCAACCAAACAACCCCAUAGUGUCAUCGAAGAUGUGAUCAUCAAAGUAGAUAAAUUUUAUUUCCUAGUGGACUUUAUUGUGCUAGAUACCGAGCCAGUUCCAGAGUCAAGGGGGCACAUUCUAGUGAUCCUUGGUCGUCCUUUCCUUGCGACAGCAAAUGCAAGCAUAAAUUGUAGGAAUGGCGUCAUGGACUUAUCUUUUGGCAAUAUGAAGGUGCGCUUAAAUAUUUUCAAUGCCAGUAAUUGCCCUUUAUAUGAUAAAGAUUGUUUUCUUAUCGAUUCCAUCGAUAAAUGUGUUGAAGAGAUGGCCCCAUUUGCCUUGACAAAAGAUCCACUAGAAGCAUGCCUAUCUUACUUUGAUAACGAGUCCUUUGACAUCGACAAAAGCACUGAAGAGGUGAAUGUCAUUCUUGAUGGAGCCAAUAUGCUUAACAUUCCACCAUGA
Messenger RNA from Cornus florida, 1641 nucleotides. RefSeq lists its product as uncharacterized. Lineage: Eukaryota; Viridiplantae; Streptophyta; Magnoliopsida; Cornales; Cornaceae. The transcript has 3 exons. The record is from RefSeq and is a predicted model, not a curated record. The coding region runs from base 1 to 1641 and encodes 546 amino acids.